AUGAAUGGGAAGUCUGCAAACGGGGCGCUGGGGGGCAUGGCCUGCAUUGAGGGUCUGCCGCCUCUGCCCAAGAGCCUGAGCGGGCUGCUGAACUCCAGCGGCGGCUCCUGGAGGGACAUGGAGCGGAUGUAUGUGAAGAAGACUAUGAUCCAGGACGAUCUGAGCCGCGGGAGGAACACGGAGAGUCUGCUCACGCACAAACCGGCCAACCUGGAUGCAGCGCUGGCUCUGCUGCGGAAAGAGAUGGUGGGCUUGCGUCAGCAGGACAUGUCUCUCCUGUGCCAGCUCUGGUCUCUGCACGAGUCCAUCCAGGAGUACAAGGGCAGCUGCCAGGACCUGAGCGCCGCCUCCAGCCUCAGUAUGAUCGAGAACGGCUUCUUCGACGAGGACGACGAGUUCUACCCCGAGUCCGGAGCCACGCCCACCGGGGAGCAGCCGGACGGGGGGGUGCUCGGAGCCACGGCCACAGACAAAAACGGUAGCAUCAGCAAAGACGACAGCUGGGACUCUUUCAACGUCACCAUCUGA
Molecule: messenger RNA, 528 nt
Organism: Knipowitschia caucasica
Lineage: Eukaryota; Metazoa; Chordata; Actinopteri; Gobiiformes; Gobiidae
Source: the annotation of a GenBank genome assembly